GGUUUGGGACAAAGGAAAGCCGGGAAGAGGCGCGGUAACCCCCUUCUCGUCUCCUGUGCCCGACCCCUCCCGGGACCCGUGAUGCAGAGGCAGCUGCAAGGAGCGACGUACGGUCGGGGUUGAGCCCCAAGUGAGCUGAGGGCUCGCGCUCUUCUGGCCCUCCCCCCCCCGGGCCCGCCCCACUUGAAGAAAUGAGUGGUGGAUUGGCCCCAAGUAAAAGCACAGUGUAUGUAUCCAAUCUGCCCUUUUCCCUGACCAACAAUGACUUAUAUCGGAUAUUUUCCAAGUAUGGCAAAGUUGUAAAAGAGGGAGUCAGUAGAGAAGAGGAAUUAUGCUUAAUCUUCAAGAUUCCAUUGUCUCUUGUAAUCUCAACGUCAUCUUCAACUUCUGAUUAAUGUUUGACUUAUCAGAUACUCCUAAUUAUAGCUGUGUUCACUUGUGGUUACUAUAAUGAAAGAUAAAGAUACCAGGAGGAGUAAAGGGGUUGCAUUUAUUCUAUUUUUGGAUAAAGACUCUGCACAAAACUGUACCAGGGCAAUAAACAACAAACAGUUAUUUGGUAGAGUGAUAAAAGCAAGCAUUGCUAUUGACAAUGGAAGAGCAGCUGAGUUCAUCCGAAGACGAAACUACUUUGAUAAAUCUAAGUGUUAUGAAUGUGGGGAAAGUGGACACUUAAGUUAUGCCUGUCCUAAAAAUAUGCUUGGAGAACGUGAACCUCCAAAGAAGAAAGAGAAAAAGAAAAAAAAGAAAAUUCCUGAGCCAGAAGAAGAAAUUGAAGAAGUAGAAGAAAGUGAAGAUGAAGGGGAAGAUCCUGCUCUUGACAGCCUCAGUCAGGCCAUAGCUUUCCAGCAAGCCAAAAUUGAAGAAGAACAAAAAAAAUGGAAACCCAGUUCAGGAGGUCCUUCAACAUCAGAUGAUUCAAGACGCCCAAGGAUAAAGAAAAGCACAUACUUCAGUGAUGAGGAGGAACUUAGUGAUUAAAAAUAUAAAUAUAUAUAUUAUAUAAAUAUCAUUAAAAUUUAAGUCUUGGAGUACCAAGUUCCCUUGGGACUAAAAAUUACUUUUGAAUUUGAACAUAAGAACACUUAGUACCAAAUACUUUUUUACUUUAGAUAGUUGAUAGGAAAUGGUAAUUUUAUAGUAUCAUGUUUAUCUUGCAUCAAGAUUUGCUAAUAAUCAUUAAUCUUGAAAACAGUUCAUUUGAAUAAAAAAGGAAAUGUAAUACUAUUAUAACAAUGCUAUCCCAAGAAGAAAGUCAAAGUCGCUCAGUCCUGUCUGACUCUUUGUGACCCCAUGGACUAUACAGUCGCAUGGAAUUCUCCAGGCCAGAAAUACUGGAGUGGGUAGCCUUUCCCUUCUCCAGGUGAUCUUCCCAACCCAGGGAUCAAACCCAGGUCUCCCACAAUGCAGGCGUAUUCUUUACCAGCUGAGCCAGAAAGAUAGAUAGUAAAAAGAUUUGAGAAGUUCAUUAUAAAAGUUUAUUCAUGAUUGGUUUAUAUAAGAACUUUUGAAAUAAAUUUCAUCUUUAAAAUAAAAACUUCAUAAAGACUGUGGAAAGUUUGGAGUGAUUUAUUGUUAUUCAUGUUAAUAAAGUUUUCUCAAGAGAACUUUA
Capra hircus (goat) is the source of this 1612-nucleotide messenger RNA. It is a transcript of the gene ZCRB1, whose product is annotated as zinc finger CCHC-type and RNA binding motif containing 1. Gene Ontology annotation, cellular component: U12-type spliceosomal complex. Lineage: Eukaryota; Metazoa; Chordata; Mammalia; Artiodactyla; Bovidae. The transcript has 9 exons. Gene Ontology annotation, biological process: mRNA splicing, via spliceosome. The record is from RefSeq and is a predicted model, not a curated record. The coding region runs from base 451 to 981 and encodes 176 amino acids. Gene Ontology annotation, molecular function: zinc ion binding; RNA binding.